AUGAGGCCCUUAUUCCUAGUCCUUUUUGGGCUUUUUGGGCCUUGUUGGUCUGUGAAGCCUGUUUGGAAAACGCCUGUGUCUGAACCUAAUCCUAAUGCUAAUUUGGAAGCUUUAAAGGGACAUUCAAGUUUGGCUAAAGAAAACUUUUUGAGAAGUUUUUGCAAAAAUUUGAAUUUCAACUUCAAAAAUUGGAUACAAUUCCAAAAAAAUGUUAUAAAAAACCCAAAAAAAGUCUCGCUCCCGGGUGGGCUCGAACCACCAACCUUUCGGUUAACACGUGCUCAACCAAACUACUACACUCGGCCGGAACAAGUCUCAAUCCCUGAUUAUCGUCCGCCUCCGCAACGAAAUCCAUCCCCAAAAUAUCAACAAGUGCCACCUCAUCAAUUAACAUCUGGUGGAAGUUUUCGUCCAUUUGCAUGGGUUGGACCGCAGCCAAAAGCAGGAAGUCCACAAACAAGUUACUAUGAAAAAGCACCUAAUAAAGGGCAAUUCCCAAAUGGAUUGCCUCCAUUACCACCAAAUUGGCAACAGUAUCCUGUACAAAUGAUUUGGAUUCCUGAUACGCCUGGGCAGACAACUGGACCGUAUCCCUAUUACCCGGGACCACAGGGGCCACCAAUUCCAACUGGAACAUAUGGUUUGUAUGGACCUACAGUAACCACAGAGGAACCAAUGAAACCAUCUGCGUAUCCAGAGACUUAUACAGGAACCCUCGCUCACAGCCCUGCCGCCAAUCCCAUCACCACCACCAUCCCCUACGAACCUCCAAACCCAUAUGGCGGUCGUCAGACCGAGGUGUCGCCUUCUUCAGAAUUCCCAACGCCUUCUGAUUCUUAUUCAACUUCAUCGCAAGGGUACACAGACACCACGGGAUCCUAUGGGUCCACAGAUGGAACCUCUUAUACUAGUGGACCAAGUUCCGCAAAAACCGUAAACCCAACCAUCCGUCCAGGACCUCAGGAACCGAGUGGAGGAGGUGGGACCACUUCAAGGAUCCCGAAACUUCCACUAGAUGCAGAUGAUACCAGAGAUCGAGAGCCAGCGGAUUCUGGAAGAUCUACAACUUCUUCUGGAGGACCAAGGACCCCUGCUGGAGGAUUUCCUGAUUCUGAAAAUGGUCAAUCAACUACUUUUGGACCCUUGGGAUCUUCUAAGGGACCUAGCAGCUCUCCUGGACCUUCUGGAAGAUCCAGAGAUUCUGAAAACGGUCUUUCUACUGUUUUCAGACCCACGGAAUCUUCUAAAGGACCUUCCGGAGGCUCCAAAGAUUCUGAAAAUGGUGGCUCAACUUCAUUUGGCCCCUCUGGACCUGGAUCAACUUCAUCUGGACCCAAAGUUCCUAUUAAAGGCUCCGAUUCCACUCCAAACCUCUUCGAAAUGACCACCAAUCCAUUCAACGAACCCAUUGGCUCCACGAAAACGGUCCCGCCCAUCUAUCUAGGAUCAGAAGAAGAGGAUGAGGAACCACCAGAGGAUAUCAGCAAUGUCACGGAGACACCAGACUCCUCAGAAAAUACCCAGAUCCCUGGGGCGCCUGGAUCGAGGACCCCCUCAAAUCGUUCGACAUCUACGGAAACUCCAGAAUCUUCAAAAUCCACUGAAGACACCGAAGAUCGGGACCGCGAACGAGGCGAAAGCGCUACACCGACACCACAAGAGGAAGAGGACGAAAUGAUGAAGAACUUCUUCCCACGACCUGUCAGUUCACAGGCUUAUCAGCCGCCUGGACAUCAGCCAGAGGAUUUUACAAGUCAUAUAAAUGUGAAUUUCAAAAAGCCAAAGGGUAAAGGAGGAUGUGUGACACCGCCGUGUAGACGAGUCGAUACUGAUAAGAUCUCACUCUACAAACCGGACCGUGAUAAUGAGGGAUCUGGGCCGACUCUAGUGAUCAGCAACGCGGCAAAAGAUGAUGCUAGUCGUGCUGGAUACAAACCUGCUCCACCUCCAAUUAAUCCAUAUAUCCCACCACCUCCACCACCUCAUCCAGAAGAAGAAUACGCCACUCCGUAUACUGUACCUCCUGGAAAACAGCCAUUCCCUCCAUUUGGUGGACCGGCGACACCGCCAAGAGCACUGAUUCAUGCUCACAAUUUCCCACCACCGCCAAGUACACCUCCGCCAGAUGAGGAUUAUCAUGAGACUACGAUGGAUACAAUCCGCCCAACAGCUCAAACCAUCUCGGCCCGAUUCGUGCCUCCAUCUCCAACGACAACUCCUCGACCCAUCGAAUCCACGACAACCGAAGAAGACGUUCCAGAAUACGUUCCACCAGCCAUCGUCCAUAUGACAGCUAGCACACCACGUGGCAAAAAUCCACCAACCUAUGUUCCUCUUCAUCCGAAGACGUCUUCAGAAGUCACUCCAAACCCAACGACUUCUCAAAAUUCGAAAGAAACGCAAACACCCGCUUCAGUCACCAGACAACCAGAAUUCCCAUCGAGAAGUAGUGGUCCACCAGGUGGCGGAAAUUUCGGCGGAAGUUCUACAGUAACCCCGGGACCUCGAAAUUCUGAAACUUCAGUAACCACCCCUGGCUUUUACACCGAAGUGUUUACGGAUCGAGAGAGGACGGAUUCGGGAGAAUCUGAAUCAACGACCGCGCCUUCUUCUGGAUCUUCAUCUAGAUCCACUGAUGGCUGGAUCUACACCACAUCUUCAACGCCUUCUGAAUCGGAAUACAUCACUCCAUCUUCUGGUUUUCCAACUUCAUCGACUUCAGAAUUCUCCACGGAUCAUUUUACUCCAUCUUCUGAAGGCCCAUCUGGAUCUACGACGUCUCCAUCAGGACCUUCUGGGCCUACAGCGGCUCCUACCACGCCUUUAGAAUCUUCUGUUACUCCUGAAAGACCUUCUGGACCUUCAGAAUUUCCACACAGACCUUCUGAUUCUACAGAACCUCCUGAAAGACCUUCUGGACCUUCUGGACCUCCACCGUCUCCUGGAAGAUCUUCAGAAUCAACGACGCCUCCAGAAUCCCUUACCUCCGUGUCUACCGACAGAUUCCGUCCAUCUGAAUUUGCCACGUCACCAACUCCGCCUCCAGAAUCCACCAGAAUCGUCACGGCAAGCUUCCCACCAAGUGAAGGAUCCUCACCUGGUAUCCUGCCAAGUACCAACCCACCGCCACGUGGCAAUCCGUAUGCACCGCCAGAAGGUGCACCAAGAGUUCCGAAUAGGCUUAUUGGAAAACCCCGAAUCUUGUGCCUGGAAGAUGGUAUCAGUUUUGAGGUCAAAACGAUAUUGCCAUUGUCGGGAGAAGUGUUCGCCAACGAUCGGAAAAGAAUUCCAGAGUGCCAAAAAACGUUUACCGAAGAUGCGAAACCCAAAGUCUUCCUUCCAUUUGCCACUUGUGGGGUAAGAAAUGUUGGUGAACAAGUGGACAGUCGCGCUCAAUACCAUAUGCAAGUCGUUCUCAUAAUUGACCAAGGCAACGGAACAAACACACUACAAUCAUUUAUGGCUCAAUGUGUCCAUCAGAAGGUCAAUUAUAAUAAACAGAUUUUGCCGAAAAGAAUUGAAGAGGCGUUGGAAGAACUCCGCUUGGUGCCAUCCAAACUGGAACAGAAAGCGUCUAUGCCUAGUGUCCAAAUGCAAAUUGUGGUGGAUGAGGGACAUCAUAAAUUGGGUGCUGAGGUUUCUGCAGCGGAUAUUGGAAUGCCGUUGGCACUCAAAUGGAGCAUGGUUCCGGAAUCGGACGCCUACGGAAUGCACAUUCGAAAUUGCAAAGUGGUCGACGCGGUCGGAAAAAUCGACCACACGCUUAUUGAUGAGCAAGGAUGUUCUGCGGAUCUUCAGAUCAUUGAUCAUCCUCAUUAUGACACUUAUCAUGAUACCGCAUCUGCCCAUAUGUGGGCGUUUAAGGUGCCAGAUAUGUCAAGUUUGCAGAUCAAAUGCGAUAUUUUAAUCUGCUCAAAUAUCAAGUCAUCGGUAACAAACACCACGAGUUGUGAGGAUAUUCCAUCGCCUCCAUUCUGCGCUGACGUCGUCACGUCUCCUCCAAACUCAAUUCUCUCCGACGCCUCAUCAUUCAUCAAACAUCGUCGUGCUUCAGUCACCGCUCCUGAAGUCUCCACGUCUACACAAUCAGUGAGGACGUCGAUUUGUUUGUCGAAGACGUGUCAGCCGAAUUUUUCGGAAGAAAUGCGAGUCUGUAUAAACACUCAACUGGCAACGACAUCAACUGGAAUAUCGGUUGCAUUCCUAAUAUUCGCAAUCAGUUUUCAAAUUAUCGCAAGGACGAAACGAAAUUUUAAUUAA
Messenger RNA from Caenorhabditis briggsae, 4260 nucleotides. The transcript has 12 exons. The record is from RefSeq and is a predicted model, not a curated record. NCBI's taxonomy places the organism in Eukaryota, Metazoa, Nematoda, Chromadorea, Rhabditida, Rhabditidae. Bases 1 to 4260 code for a protein of 1419 amino acids.